Molecule: messenger RNA, 2196 nt
Organism: Scatophagus argus
Lineage: Eukaryota; Metazoa; Chordata; Actinopteri; Scatophagidae
Gene: dctn2
Product: dynactin 2 (p50)
Exons: 16
Coding region: 218-1447 (409 amino acids)
Biological process (GO): mitotic spindle organization
Cellular component (GO): cytoplasm; centrosome; dynactin complex
Source: RefSeq, a predicted model, not a curated record
CCACCCUCUCUGCGGCGUUUGCAAGAAACCCAACGUACACGCUGUCAAAUCAAGCUAGUGACCACAUCAGCCUGUAAACCUCCGCCGGCUGAGAGUCUGCUGGCUGAACUGUCCUUAGCGUUUGUUAUAAUUUAUUUAAGUUCAUCAUUUGCACGUUUCAAGAGCUGUUAUUGUAAUCUGUCGUGAUUUGUUGGUCUAGUCUUGCUGUCCGUUGACAAUGGCUGAUCCUAAAUACGCGAACUUGCCAGGAAUUGCUUUUAACGAACCGGAUGUGUACGAGACCGGUGACCUUCCAGAAGAUGACCAGGCACAGUUUGAAUCAUUUGUACAAGAGCUGGAGGAGCUCUGCAGUGACAGUGUGGAGAGGAUUGUGGUCAACCCCAAUGCAGCCUAUGACAAAUUCAAAGACAAGCAUGUCACCACCAAAGGACUUGACUUCUCAGACAGAAUCAGUAAAAGCAGAAGAGUGGGCUAUGAGUCAGGAGAUUUUGAAAUUCUUGGAGAGGGUUGUGGAGUCAAGGAGACACCUCAGCAGAAGUAUCAGCGCCUCGUGAAUGAGAUCCAGGAACUCACUCAGGAGGUGGAUACCAUCCAGGCUGCCACAAAGGAAAGCAAUGCAGAGGAGCGCCUGACCCCAGUGGUACUUGCGCAGCAGGCAGCUCAGCUCAAACAGCAGCUGGUUUCUGCCCAUCUCGACUCAUUGUUGGGACCACAGGCACACAUCAACCUGGCUGACCCAGAUGGAGCGCUGGCCAGGCGCCUGCUCACCCAGCUGGAAGCGGCCAAGGGCAGCCGUGGCAGCGCCGCAGGAGACUGCAAGCCGACGGCACCAGCUAAGGGCCCAGAUGGAGUGAUACUCUAUGAGCUGCACAGCAGACCAGAGCAGGAAAAAUUCAAUGAAUCUGCCAAGAUGGCAGAACUGGAGAAGCGUCUUGCCGAGCUGGAGAUCACUGUUGGCUCAGGAUCAGACAAACAGGGACCUCUGAGUGCUGGCGCACAAGGAGCCAGUUUGAUGGACACUAUAGAGCUCCUGCAGGCAAGGGUCAGCGCACUGGACUCUGCUACUCUGGAUCAAGUGGAGGCCAGACUGCAGAGUGUCCUCGGGAAGAUGAAUGAGAUUGCCAAACACAAGGCAGCGAUUGAGGAUGCUGAUACACAAAACAAGGUGUCGCAGCUUUAUGACGUAGUGCAAAAGUGGGAUGCCAUGUCCACUUCUGUACCCCAGGUGGUACAGAGGCUUGUUGCUGUCAAGGAGCUGCAUGAGCAAGCCAUGCAGUUUGGCCAGCUGCUGACCCAUCUGGACACCACUCAGCAGAUGAUCAACAACUCUUUGAAGGACAAUAACACCCUGCUAACACAGGUCCAACAGACAAUGAAGGAAAACCUGGUGGCUGUAGAAGAGAACUUUGCUGCUCUAGACCAGAGGAUUAAGAAGCUCUCCAAAUAAAUGGUUGCAGGGUUUGGACCGGUCCCAGAGAGCUUAGAACACGGACAAAUAAGAGUUGGCCAGAGAGCACGGGGUUGGGUUAAUUGUCUUGUCUGGCCAUUCCUCUCUUGCUCUCUACUUUGCCUCUGCCUUUUUUCACUAAGUGGAAUGUUUAGAAAGUUGGAAAAGAUGGAAUAACAAAAAAAAAAGGAGACCAAAUGUUCUUGUCCACCCUUCUAUCCUCCUCCUUUCUCUUGCAUCAAGUUGCUGUCAGUUGAAAACACAAUUGUCCACGCUAUACAUACCACUGACUGCAGUCCCCUGUUGAGUUUUAGACUGGAUUGUUUUUAUAAUUAUUAGUAUUAAAUAUAAGCAAUUCUUCCAUUCCUUUUGGAACCUCACAUUAAUACUGGAUUUGUACUGUAUAAAUCUGGUCAAAUUAAAUGGAUCACACUAAUGUCGGGUUUGAUGGAUGACACAUUAAAAUGUUGUCAGCAGUGUAUAAAAGAAAAUCCACAUCUGUUGUCUUAGAGUGUUGUAGCAGGAGCACAACCGUGCGAGUGUCAGGGCCGAGUCACGGAAGGAAAGCUUGUAAAUAUGCCUGUGUACCUUAUUGUUUCUUCAUGCUCAGUUGCUUGUAACUAUAUUAUUAUGACUGAGACCGGACACCACAGACAAACUUUUAAUCUGCUUUGUCAUUGCCUACAAGUCAACUGUAUUGUUCAUCUGUGGUCAUGGAAACAGAUAAAUAAUAAAACAAAGUGCGAUAA